GCUGCAUGCGGGCAGAGGGAGGAGGGCCGGGCGGGCACUGCAGCAGGGCACAGGAUGUUAUUUAACGUGGCUCCAGUCUCCUCCCCCUCGCCGGUGAGGCUGGGGGAAGGGGGGAGCGGGCUGGAGGGAAGGGACGAGCUGCGGGGGUGAUGCCGAGAGCCCCCCGAGCCCGGCCCGGCCCGGCCCGGCCGGUGCCGCCCGCGGCUGCCUCCGCUGGAAUCCUCCCCUGAAAACCUCCCCUGAGCUCCUGAGGGGCGGCUGGAGCUCCUGAGGGGCAGCUGGAGCUCCUGAGGGGCAGCCCGGCUUCCUGAGGGUAUACUCGGCUUCCUGAGGGUAUACUCGGCUUCCUGAGGGGAUACUCGGCUUCCUGAGGGGCAGCUGGAGCUCCUGAGGGGCGGCCCGGGCUCCGAGCCCUGCGGAGGAGGAUCCCCGGUGCCCUCACAGCGGCAGGGCGGGAAGGGCAGAGCCUCUGCAUCCCCACAGGAGAAUUCCCGUGCUCCGGAGAUGAGUCCGAGCUCAUGGACAAGGUAGGGCUGGGCUUGGACAUCCCAGGCUCUUCUGGGAGAAGGAAGAGCCUCAGCACUUUGCUGUGACCAUGGCGGGUGCCCCAGAAAGGGCCGAUCCUCAGUGCCCGGCCCUAAUUUGUGCCUGAAGCCGCCAGACCUGCCCUGGACGUGGCAGAACCUCCCGGGAGAGGCACAGACCUUUGGAUUUCUCCAUGAAAAUACUGCUGGCACUCAGCUGAAAACGUGUGCUGAUCUUCUCCCUUGAAAGGGGCAGCACCAUUCCUCCCUGGGUGUCUCCUCCCGCCCUGAGGAUCCGUGGGGGACAGCAGGGCUGGGAGCUCCGGCUCUGCUCCAUGACCAACACUCAGCUCUGCAGGGAAGCCAUGGACUCCCCCCCGGCCUCCUCCAGCCCUGCUGCAGGGCCUGUCACCUUCUCCCAAGUUUUUGGGCAGCAGUGCCAGCUCAUGGAAGCAGCUGUUGAAUCGCUGCAUUCCCUGAAUGACCAGAUCUCCCAUUUCAUUGUCAGCAAGUCAAAAACCCUGGAUGAGGAUGAAGAUGCCUUUUUGCCCAGUGAGAAGGAAUCUCUGAAAAGUGCCAUGAGGCUGAUGAGGCACCUCCUGAUGGAUGCACAGGCAAAGGAGGCCUGA
Messenger RNA from Camarhynchus parvulus, 1153 nucleotides. RefSeq lists its product as uncharacterized. The coding region runs from base 860 to 1153 and encodes 97 amino acids. The transcript has 3 exons. Lineage: Eukaryota; Metazoa; Chordata; Aves; Passeriformes; Thraupidae. The record is from RefSeq and is a predicted model, not a curated record.